CUCACCUCCCGUCGCCUUCGUCGUUUGCGCCUGGAUAUGCCCUUGUCCGGCCAUCGCACACCACAACCAACACCAGUUCCCUUCCCUCGUUCGUCGCCAUGACUCCAUUGGCCAUCGACAGCCACAAUCCUGACAUCCUCGCGAUUCUGUGCUUCAACGAUAGCUUCCUGCUUUCCCUCGGUCUUGACGAAAUCAAGACCCUGCUCCUCGUUUGCAGGCGGGCCAAGCCUCUCUUGAGCUUCAAGGCGAAUCGCUUUCGCACCUGGUGCGAGGAAGCUGAGCUGUGUCGUCCUGACGGAUGGCUGGUGGCUGGCCUCACACCGAGCGACAUGAUUGCCCUUUCUCUGAAGUGCACUGUUCAAGACACAGCCGACCGCUCCUGGCUCGCCGCCCAGUCCGGCCAGGGAAACGCUGCCGCCUCGUAUUUCCUGGCCAGGAUCCUGCAAGUCGACCUCGCCGCCGGAACAUCGGUGAGCGACCCUGCAAAGGACGCCGCACAACAGCAAAUCUUCCAACAUCUGGAGAAUGCAGCCAACACAGGCCACUCCAUGGCGCAGUUUCAUCUGGCCGAGUGUUGUCUCAGCGGAACGGGCGUCAACCAAGACCAUACCAGAGCUGUCGAAUUGUACCGCCAUCUUGCGGACAGAGGAAUGCCUCAAGCUCAAGUUGCCCUCGGCCGAUGCUUUGAGAACGGCGAAGGAAUCGGCCAAGACUACAACACUGCCAUCAAGUGGUAUGCCAAGGCUGCCGACCAAGGCAGCGACAGCGGCCGGCUCCGUAUCGUGUUCCUGCGAGCCUGGUUCUCAUUCAUCGGGCAUGGUGUCCAGCAGAGCGACGUCGAUGCCCUCGGCCAGUGGCAUCAAGUCAGCACCCAAUCCACCGACCUCGCCAUCAAGUCCAUCGCCACCCACAUGGUUGGGUGGAUGCACUACCUCGGCCGGGGUACCCAGCGAGACGAGCAAAAAGGCGUCCAGAUUAUCCGAGACAGCAAAUCGAAAGAGUUUCCCCUCGGCGAGAAAGAAUGCCUGGCUCAUGGCGGCGGCUCGUCCAACUCGCCGGCCGCCCGCAAGUUUUUCGAACUGUGCCAGUUGGGAUCUCACCAUGAAUGGCUGUGCAAGCAUCUCAUGGCCGUGUGCCUGGUGAAUGGAUGCGGGACUCAAGAGGACCAAAAGAAGGCAGCAGCGAUGUUUGAAAAGCUUGCCAAGCAGGGCCACAGCGACAGCCAGUUCUGGCUGGGAACAUGCUACUGGUCUGGCUGGGGGGUGUCGGAGGACUACAAGAAGGCGUUCCCAUGGUACAGCAAGGCAGCAAACCAGGGCAAUUCGUACGGCCAGUGGAUGGUUGGCUUUUGCUAUGGCUGGGGAUACGGCGUCAAGAGCGACAAUGCCAAAGCAAUCGAGUGGUGCCGCAAAUCGGCCGACCAGGGCAACCGAUACGGCCAGAACCAGCUGGAUUGGUCUCACCAGCGCGGCCGAGGCACCGCCAAGGAUACUGGCCUCGCCGCCCGCUAUCGCAAGGCUGCCGAGCAGAACUUUGAGUGGGCCAUCAGCAGCUUCGAAGAGCUGUUCAUAUAGUUGCCCUGGCCAUCGCUCGCCGAGGGGCAGGGGAUCAUUCUGAUGGAUGCUGCGAUUCUGCACUCGAACAGAUGUGCGACAGAGUGUGGAUAUUUGGCGGAUGAGCAGCUUGAGCUUUCCGAACAUGGAUCGAAUGCCAUCGACAGACGACGCUCGUGGACACCAAUUGGCCACAGCGAACGGCGACCAGUACAGUCGGUCCAGAAAGAAACGGGACACUUCCCCUUCCUGGCUUCAGAUAUCUGAACCAGCCGAACUUCCUUAGACUCCAGUGAGCAAGCCGU
Messenger RNA from Polychytrium aggregatum, 1858 nucleotides. RefSeq lists its product as uncharacterized. The record is from RefSeq and is a predicted model, not a curated record. NCBI's taxonomy places the organism in Eukaryota, Fungi, Chytridiomycota, Chytridiomycetes, Polychytriales. The transcript is spliced from 2 exons. Bases 99 to 1574 code for a protein of 491 amino acids. Gene Ontology annotation, molecular function: protein binding.